Molecule: messenger RNA, 1662 nt
Organism: Phyllotreta striolata
Lineage: Eukaryota; Metazoa; Arthropoda; Insecta; Coleoptera; Chrysomelidae
Source: the annotation of a GenBank genome assembly
CUGAUGUAAUUUCACGAAAUGAAGUAACGUCAACCAAAUUGAUAUAAUCCAAAUUUUCGUUUAUCUUACCGAAGAAAUAAUCCACGAGAUGUCCAAACAACGCCUGUUCAUUCUAGAAUUCUUCAUCAGCAAAAUAAAAAUCGAUAAAUCCGCCUUACCAGUACCAUCUUUCAGAAGCAUCGGCAUCAACUUAUCCAGCCCGCCUUUUCUCAACACCACAAUCAAAACCGAAGAAUUCGACGGAGGCAAAGACGUGCAAGCCUCGAACGGCGAAUUCAAAACCGAAAUCGGCAAGAACGUCCUCUUCCCCAGCAGGCACAAAGACCUCGCCAACCACAUGCACGACAAACCCCUCAAAAUCAACCUCCUGGUGUCCAACAAACACUCCGCCGUCGGCGAGUUCCCCUGGCGCAAGGACUUCCUCGACACGGUGAAGCUCUCCGAAACGGUGGACGUGGUGAAGAGCGUCAGCUUCGCCGACGACUUCGCCAUACUCAACGCCAAGUUCAAGAAAGCCGGGUUUAUUUCCAUGACCAUCAAGCUGAGCUGCAUCGGCGACAAGACCGAGACCUACCUCAACCUACAAGGCCCCAGUCCGGUGUUCAUCAACGCCGAUAACUUGCAGCAAAUCAAAUGCGACAAGUACAAUUUCGGCGACGAUAAGAUCCACCCGGUGUCGCAGUUGUACAGCGUGGAGGCGGCCGAAGAUGAGGGCGCCGUGAUGAAGUACUCUUGGGGCCAGCUGGUGGGCAACAAAGCCGAUGUGAAGAGUUUAGCGCCCGAUGCUGAUGCGACGACGAUGAUCGGUCCGUCGGUGUCGCGACAGAAGCACAUUGACAUGGCGAGUCGAAUCAGCGAAACGGCUUCGCUGGUACACCGGCCGCCCGAGAAGAAAUUCUUCGAUUUCAUCAACAUGAUGGCGGUGGAUAUGGACUCGAGGCCCGACGAGACCGUCGUGAACAUAGCCUUCGAUAGGAAGAAGCAGAAUUUGGGCGUCAUGGACGCGGCGACGAGGAUGAAAAUUAAAAUGGGUUCGUUGCUGUCGGUGGACGGGGAGUUGACCGAAGACCGAUUGUGCAGGAAAUUGUGCAGGAAAUGCGAUUGCGAGGGGUUGCAGAAAUUUCACGAGCACGGUUUGGGGCCGAGGUAUCGCGAAUCUGGAUUGGGGAAGUUUUACGAAAUAUGCGAACCAUCUACAACCUAUGGUAUGUACAACGUAUUCGAGGAUUUAUCCCGUUACGGUCCCCAGAAUUUCUACAGACGUCCUAAAGAUCCUUACCAAAAAUUUUGCAGACCUGCUAGUAGAUUCCAUGGACCUCAAAGGAUUAAAAAGAACGAUUUGUGCUAUUGCCCGCCUUUGCCCGAUAAGGCGAUGAGAGGCGAAGAAUUAUGUUGUUGUUGUCCGGUGCACGUUGAACUGGAACCGAAAAAAAGGUUGAGAGGCGGUUGCGACGCAGAAAACUCCACGAAUAAACAACGAACGCCGUUGCGACUCAGAGGCGGCGGGAUUAUAGAAAAAAGCGAUGAAGAAAUUUCGUUCAAACCGUGGCAUCCGAGCAUUACGGAUAUAAUAAAGAAAAUCGUCGAUCAAGCUUCGUUGUAACGUUUAAUGAAUUGUAUUCGAAUUGUGUAUGAACAAUAAAUUAUUCGCCUAGAUAUUUG